This is a messenger RNA of Cokeromyces recurvatus, 1049 nucleotides long. RefSeq lists its product as uncharacterized. The transcript is spliced from 4 exons. NCBI's taxonomy places the organism in Eukaryota, Fungi, Mucoromycota, Mucoromycetes, Mucorales, Mucoraceae. The coding region runs from base 81 to 863 and encodes 260 amino acids. The record is from RefSeq and is a predicted model, not a curated record.
UACAAUAAAAAAAAAUUAUAUACACUGUUUUUCCUCUCUUUUUCUUUUUCUUUUUUAAUAUAAAUAUAUACAAAUAUAUAAUGCGUUUCUAUUUAAUUUGCUUUAUUUUAUCAAUAUAUACUUUAUUUGUUAGAGCACAGAUACGAGCUGAUGAAACAGGCAGCGUACAACCACAACCUCAAGCAACUAACAAUAGUCCACCAACAGCAGUAGCGACAGCACAAACAUCUAUACCAGCUGGUAGUCUACUUUCAUCUAAUGGCACACAAGCCAAUGCAACUCAUUCAACUACAACCAACAAUGCUAAUCCAUUUGUGGGCAAACCUACUUACGCAUCAUUCUCCAAUGAUAUUCCACCUGCAUAUCUCACUUGGAAGAAACCAAUCCCUAAUCAAACUUUCCCACCACUCUACAAGAUUGGUGUCUCUAAUAUUACUUUUGAAUGGACAGUAGAUCCAAAUAUUCUUAAAGUACAGCCGGAGAAUUUAACAGUAGCACUCGCUAAUCCACAAAAGCAAACUUAUACAGCAACAGUUGUACCGGGAACAGCUACUUCAGCGUAUUGGGACUUGGCACACCUUCAACCUGGAUCACCCUUGAUGGUAGGAUAUUAUACAGUUUGGGUAUAUGAUCAGAGGGGACCUAAAGCAUUUCCUAGUCCUGGUUGGUUAAUGCCUGAUUCACGACUUAUAGUAGCACUUUAUUCAACCGAAGCCUAUGUUCCUAGAACUGAUUCUAUGUUUUGCCCUACUUGUUAUUUAGGUGGAGCUGGAUCAUUCCAUGAAUCGUUGAUGCCUUUAAUGACUGCAUUAAGUGUUGCAAUACUGACGUCUAUUAUCAUGCUUAUCUCUAUACUUAGAUAAGCAAAAAUCUCGUGUAAUGCAUUAUAUUAUUAUUUAUUAUAUAAACAAUGUAUAAAUUUCAUAUACAACUGCCCUUUUUUAUGAAACAUGAACAAAAAUAACCUAUUUCUUGGCUUCUAAAUUUAAUACUUUUAUAUACAUAUAUCAAUUUAAACAACAUAUAAACGAAAAAAAAAAACGAAUAAU